Messenger RNA from Branchiostoma floridae (Florida lancelet), 2247 nucleotides. RefSeq lists its product as uncharacterized. Gene Ontology annotation, biological process: proteasome-mediated ubiquitin-dependent protein catabolic process; negative regulation of translation; protein polyubiquitination. The record is from RefSeq and is a predicted model, not a curated record. Gene Ontology annotation, molecular function: protein binding; ubiquitin protein ligase activity; translation repressor activity. Lineage: Eukaryota; Metazoa; Chordata; Leptocardii; Amphioxiformes; Branchiostomatidae. Bases 1 to 2247 code for a protein of 748 amino acids. The transcript is spliced from 2 exons.
AUGGAUUCAACGCGCCAAGAUACAACACAUCUGGAUACAGACACUGAGGAUCCUGCCUUCGAAACAACCAACGGUGACGCCUGCAUCAGCCCAUACGCUGUUGUACCUACGAAAAGAGGUGAUGAUGAUGAAAAUGAUGAUAUCAGCAAUGACGAACAGAACAUGUCUAUAGAAGACGAACUUGCAAUCAGGAGCGUACAGGCAGAGGAUUUUGCCCAUGCAAAGGACACCAUUCAGCCAAACACUGGUACAUACACGGCAAUGAAGACACCAUCAGAAGAUACCAAGGCAAAGGCGCCCUUUCAGAAUACCAACGCGGGUUCAAACAGCACAGAAGACAUCCCAGUUGACUCGGCAGAGAGUGACACAUCCAAGAACAGUGCGGAGUCUCCAGUCCUUCCCCGGGAUGGCAGUACCAUGCGUGAGUGUCCACAUCCCCCCGGUGCGAUCCAUACAAACGAGGCAUACGAGCGCAUGGACAACCUGAAAAAUUUCGAGUACGAGCACAUGUACGACAUGAUUCCGGACGCCAUGUCGAUCCAAAAUGCCUCCACUUUGCUGUACGGACGAACAAUGGACCAAAGCACUUCUUCUGACCAGCGACCAGCUAGCAUGGAGCCAUAUGCUGUUAGACAUCAGGAAGAAGAUAACGAUGAUGACAACGGCAUGUCACAGGAAAGAGGAGCCUCAGCUGGGAACAGUGCUGCAAAGACUAACACCAGUGAAGAGGAUAUUGAACCAUAUGCUGUUAGAUAUCAGGAAAAAGAUGAAGAUGAUGACAAUGGUAUGCUAAAGAAAAGAGGAUUCUCAGCUGGGAACAGGAAUGCAAAGACAAUCACCACUGAAGACAAUAUUGAACAAUACGCUGUUAAACAUCAGGAAGAAGAUGAAGAAGAAAGAGGAUCCGCAGCUGGGAAUAAUACUAUCGACACUGAAGGGAAUAUUGAAGCAUAUGCUGUUGCAUACAUGUGUGAGAAUGUGAUGUACUCGGGCCAGGAACAACUUCAAAGAAAUGUUUCCCUGAAGAACAGCGAAGAUGUCAAGACCACACUGAAUGAUGCUGGCACUUCGAAGUACGGGAAUGAUGCUGCCAGGUCCAGAAAUGACGCUGGCCCUUCCGGGAGUGAUGCUGCCAGUUCCGGAAAUGACGCUGACACUUCCAGGAAUGAUGCUGGUUCUUCCAGAAACGACUCUGGCACUUGCAAGAAGGACACUGGCAGUUCCGAAAAUGAUGCUGACACUUCCGAGUAUCAAAAGAAUGACUGGAAUAUGCGCGGCACUCACGAACAACGUGCACUUCGUUCGGAAAAACUGAUCCCAAAUCCGAUGUACGUUCCGAAUGGUCCUCGACAAGCAGCUGGAGGAACCGUUUCUCCUCACCUGACCAUCUGCGGGAAGGGAAUAUCAGAGAAGAUCACUUUUGGCGGACCAGGAAGAGAGGCGGGUAAAUUUUACUAUAACCAUGGUGUGGUCGUAUCUGCCAAUAAUGAGGUAUUCGUGGUUGAUCGUGUCAACGAACGCGUCCAGGUCUUCAGUUUGAACGGAACCUUUAUCCGGCUGUUGUCAACGGUCUUGCCGGGAGGGAUAAUUACUCAGCCUCAUGACGUCACAAUAGACAGAGAGGGUCGUCUGUUGGUGGUAGUGGUCACGUGUCAAAGUGUACCUCGUGUAUUGCAUGUCUUGCGGUACACCCUUGAAGACCAGCCAUUGUCGAACCUUAAUAUGUCAAUCGGGAAAAACAAAAUGGUUAGCAUCACAAUAGAUCCACGCAAUAAUAACAUCAUCGUGGUCGAACGCAGGCAAGUGUUUAUCUUCCACCCAAACGGCACGCGCUGCGGGAGGUUCGUGUGGCCUUCAAGUGCUCCUGGGAGCUUCCAGACGCACGUCGCAGUAGACGACAAAGGGAACUUUUAUGAAACCUCUAGAAGUCACGGCAGUGUCCGAGUGUAUAAUACUAGCGGGAGACAUUACUUGUACGAAUUUGAAGUGUGCCGUGACAAAACGGUAAAGCUGUGCAAACUGCGCGAUAUUUUGAUUGACGCUAUGGGGCGAAUCCUGGUGGCGCAGAUACUAUCUACCAGUGGACAAGUGGACAUGUUCACGCGCGAUGGGAACUUCGUUCGAACCAUCAGACUGACUACAGACAUAACAGAGCUAUAUGGUCUUGCACUGGCACCGGGAGGACAGCUAGUUGUUGCACACGAUCACUACGUAAGCAUCUUCCCAUGCCAAAUGGUAUAUCCAUAG